AUGUCUCUGCGGCUACACGAAUUCAGCGAAGGUGCUGACUGGUCGUCAUGGAUCGAACGCCUGGCGUUCUACUUCGAAGCCAAUGAAAUCACCCAACCCACGAAGAAACGGGCGUUUCUUCUAAGCCAAUGUGGUGAGCGGACAUAUCAUACCAUACGAGCCCUUGUCCACCCUCGACUUCCAGCCGAAGUGGAUUAUGCCGAACUUGUGCAAAUUCUGAGUGGACACUUCGACCCUAAGCCUACCGAACUUCUGGGACGCUGCAAGUUCCACAAACGGGAUCAACUUCCCUCGGAAUCUACUUCACAGUACGUGACGGAGCUUCGAAGUAUUGCGAAGGAAUGCAACUUCGGAACACCAGCAGCGACGAAUUUGCAAACCACUGCAGAGUCAGGCGAUGCAGUAGCCCGGCCGGCCGACCCCGUUCCAGCUUUGGACACGUCGCUACCGCUCAACGUAAUGUUGAGAGACAGGCUGAUUUGCGGAGUUCGAGACCCAGCGCUUCAACAGCGUCUACUCACAGAACGGAACAUUACCUUCGAACGCGCUCUGGACCUAGCCUUGGCUGCAGAAUCCGCUUUAAACCAGCAGGCCCACAUCAAAGGAAUGGGUGACUCUCAGCAAAUUAACGCAAUGGCCAAGAAGGUUCCCAAUAAGAAGCGGAAGAAGGAUCGGCAACAUUCUCAGCCAUGUUUUCGCUGCGAUGGACAGCAUGAUCCAUCGGGUUGUCGAUUCAGGGACGCCGUUUGCCACUUCUGCAAAAAGAAAGGGCACAUCGAAAAGGCCUGUAGGUCCAAGAAGUCACUGAUGAAGGAUCGGACAACAAAUCAGUUGCAGCCAGAGCACGAAGACGUUACAGUACCGUCAGUCUACACGCUGCAUAACGUACGCUCCGAAGUAGCUCCGAAGAUAACCAUGGCUUUGAGGCUCAAUGACGUACCACACGUAAUGGAGGUAGACUCAGGCGCCGCUUUUUCGAUUAUUGGCGACGACACAUACAGGAACUUAUGGCGUACUCGACGUCCAAAGCUUCAGCCAGAACCAACAAUUUUGUCAACUUGGUCGGGCCAACCGUUGACACUUCUGGGGAAGAUCUCGGUUACCGUUCAGCUGGACGACAGCACGCAUGUUCUAUCCCUACGAGUAGUGAAGGGAGCUGGCUCAUCUCUCUUAGGGCGCGACUGGUUCCAGUACCUCGGAAUCUCCGUCAAGGUCAACCAGAUGCGCAUGGCUGAGACAGUCGAUACUGUACUGGCACAGUAUUCGGACGUCUUCGAUCCGGCUUUCAACGGACACAGUGGCACUCCAGUGCACAUCACCAUGAAACAGGAGGCUUCACCAAAGUUCUUGAAAGCUCGGCCUGUACCUUUUGCACUCCGGGACGCGGUGUUUAAGGAACUCGAGAAGCUCGAAACACAAGGCAUCUUGGAACCUGUGCAAGCUUCAAGAUGGGCUACGCCGAUUGUGAUCGUUAGAAAAAAGGAUAAUACCCUCCGGAUUUGCGGGGAUUACCGAACGACAGUAAACGCAAGCGUGGAAUUGGCGUCGUACCCGCUGCCAACGAUAGACCAGCUUCUGUCAACGUUACGAGGAGGAACGUUUUUUUCAAGAGUGGACCUGACUCAAGCAUAUCAACAGCUUCGUGUAGACGACGCCACGGCGGAAGCACUAACAAUCACUACACUCAAGGGAUUGUUCAAGGUGAAACGUCUACCGUUCGGAGUUUCCGUCUCCCCGCUGGUUUUUCAGCAAUUCAUGGAUCAACUCCUCAUGGGGCUUGACGGCGUGGUCGUCUAUCUUGAUGAUAUUUUGAUUUCCGCCGCAACCAUGGAAGAACACAGCGGACGUCUCACAGCCGUACUACAGAGGCUCAGGCAAGCUGGGCUAAAAGCAAAACGGGGGAAAUGCAUCUUUGGCGUGCAAGAGCUUGAGUUUUUGGGACACAUCGUCAACGCAGAAGGCGUUCGACCUUCUCACAGCAAAAUACAGGCUAUCGCCGAUGCUCCACCACCCACAAACAAAGCGCAGCUGCAGUCCUUCCUGGGCAUGCUGGCAUUCUACUGUAAAUUCAUCAAAGACCGAGCUACGAUUGCAGAGAGUCUGCAUAGGCUUUUGGAUGCGGAAGCCCCUUGGCGUUGGGAAGAAAAACAUCAAAGGGCAUUCGACGAGCUGAAAGGAAGGUUGCUGUCCGCUCCUGUCCUCCAGCACUAUGACGAGAAGAAACCCCUGUUCCUGUCCUGUGACGCCUCGCCGUACGGACUCGGCGCAGUCCUGGCACAGCCUGACGAUCAAGGAAACGAAGCUCCCAUUGCAUUCGCUUCGCGCACACUGGGGAAAGCUGAGCGCAACUAUGCACAGUUGGAUAAAGAGGGCUUAGCCAUCGUGUUUGCAGUGACACACUUCCACCAGUAUAUCGCAGGGAGAGAAGUAAUCAUCUACAGCGACCACAAACCCCUACUGGGCAUCAUGGGCGCGGACCGCCCGAUUCCUGCAGUUUUAUCUCCACGUAUGACAAGAUGGUGCCUGUUGCUUGGGGCGUACAGCUAUAAACUACAUUACAGGCCGGGAAAACGCCAUCAAAACGCCGACGCCCUCAGCAGACUGCCUCUACCUGUAGAAGAGGAUGAACCGGCGGGACCUGGAGAUGUGCUCAUGAUCGAGGCAGUUUCCAUUCCCCCUCUCACGCCUUCGGCUAUUGCGCAGUCAACUGCACAGGAUACAACCCUCUCAAGAGUGUAUCAAGGGGUACAGUCGGGUUACGUCUCAGAUUGGACCGGGAAAGAUUUUCUGCCCUUCAACGGUUCGCGAGUGGUUAUUCCCCCAGCGCUACAGUCGCAAGCUCUCACCCUGCUCCACGCUGGCCACAGAGGAAUGACAGCCAUGAAGCACGCUGCAAGAAGUUAUUUCUGGUGGCCACAACUCGACACCGCCAUCGAGAACGCCGUAAGCAGCUGCCACACGUGUCAGCGCUAUGCCAAGUCUCUGCCCAGACAACCAUCACCUGUGUGGUCUCGUCCUCGCGUCGCUUGGUCUGUCCUCCACAUGGAUCUCGCAGGACCGAUUCACGGCCAAUCCUACCUUGUUGUAGUUGACGCCGUCACGAAGUGGCUCGAGGUGCGACCCGUGUCCACCGCAACAAGCUCCACCCUCAUCGACGCGCUACGCGCCAUCUUUGCCACUUUCGGACUUCCGCAACUCGUGGUCAGCGAUAAUGGUACCGCCUUCGUUUCCAGCGAGAUGAAGGCGUUCUUCAGCCGCAAUGGCGGAGAGGAUGGUUCAGGAGCUAAAGCGGGCCCUGAAGAAACACACCCAAGGAAGUAUUCAGUGUCGUCUGUCGAGAUUGCUCCUGAACCAGCACACCACAGCGCAUGCGGUAACCAAGGAGACGCCAGCCAAACAAAUGUUUGGAAGGGAAUUGAGGACUGCCCUGGACGCAAUUCACCCGCACUACGAGGACUCACCCCCGACACCCAAGCCCAGCUUGACGACCACUUCAAGGUCGGCCAGACCGCGUGGUUCAGGACUUUCACCAAUAAUGGAAAGUGGUGUCAAGUGAAGGUCUGCAGGAAGGUCGGCAAACGUUCCUACGAGGGCCUCACACAGGAUGGACGACUGCUUCGUCGGCAUGUGGAUCACAUGCGCAGGUCCUCUUCGCCGGUUGACAGCCGGUUCACAACCUCUUCGCCGGUUGACAGCCCACCACGUCUCACGACAAGCUUCCGGUUCCCCACUGGUGACAUAAAUUCGCCACCUGCAAGGCUACCGGUGCCGCCAAACGACUCGCCUUGCCCCACAGACGUGGUCCCCGUCACUUCCCAAGCUCGUUCGAGACAUAUUCCUCAAUGGCUUUCCACAGCGGCGGAGCACCCGCCUCACGACGACGCUCCACUACCGGCAGCACCUAGGGACAUCAUAUCGGGGCCUACAUCAUCUCGUGGUAGACCACUCAAGAAACCUGCGCGUUUCGGACAUUCAGUUUCAGACUAA
Molecule: messenger RNA, 3987 nt
Organism: Ornithodoros turicata
Lineage: Eukaryota; Metazoa; Arthropoda; Arachnida; Ixodida; Argasidae
Exons: 3
Coding region: 1-3987 (1328 amino acids)
Biological process (GO): DNA integration
Molecular function (GO): nucleic acid binding
Source: RefSeq, a predicted model, not a curated record